AUACUUUUUCACUCUUCCUGGAGUAAAAACAUGUUGAAGGUUUUGGGUUUCCUGCCCCCUCAGCACAAAACGGCAAAUAAAAAUAGUUAAAUUGUUCUGAAACAUCUCAGAAUGAGGAAUGUCAGCAAAAAAACAGAUUAUCUGAACUAUCUGGUCAGAUUGGAGAAAAUCAGACAAUAUUUUCACAGAAUCAUCUGUGAAAACCUGGGAGUAGUGAUGAACCUGAACCUUCAGCGUCACAUAAACACAGUUACAAAGUCGGUCUUCUAUCACCUUCCACUGAGAGAAAAUACUUUCAAAUGCUGUUGGUGGUUUAUGAAUCACUGAACAGCUUAAAGAUCUGCUGCUGAUCAACCUUCCAGAUGAAGCAGCUUUCAGCUUCUAUGCAAACUUCCAGAAAACUGCAAAACAGCUGAAACACCGAGUUCCUUUAAAUCCAGACUAACAGCUACAUGUUUAGAGUCGCUUCUGAAACUAAAUGAAACGUUGAUCAACAUUCUGAUGUGUAACGACGGCAAAAUGUAAUGUUUACCAGGCAACGUGUUUUAUGAGGCCGUAUUUCUGUUUUGUUGUUUGGUAAAGCAUUUUGAAGUGUUGCUGAAAUGUGAUAUACAAAUAAGGUUGAUUGGUUGAUCGACUGAUUGAUCUGUCCAACCUGUUGUUGUUUCCAGGUGAGGCGGCGCCAUGUUGGACGCUCCGCUCAACAGGAACUUGUCCCACUCCAGCUUCCGGCUCAGAUGUUUUCCGGAGCUGCAGGACCGCCGCUGGACUCUGGCGCUGCUGUUCUUCCUCUGCUUCCUGUCUGUGCUGCUGGGAAACUGUGCGCUGGUCUACGUGAUCCGCAGGGUGGCGCGCCUGCACAGCCCCAUGUACGUCCUGGUGUGCCUGCUGUGCGUGGUGGACGUCCUGCUGGCCUCCGUCAUCCUCCCCAACAUGCUGCUCAACCUGCUGCUCGACUGGAGCCACAUCUCGCUGGCCGGAUGCCUCAUCCAGAUGUUUUCCACGCACUUCCUGUCGUCGCUGGAGUCCACGCUGCUGUUGGUGAUGGCGCUGGACCGCUACGUCGCCAUCUGCAAGCCGCUGCGCUACACGGACGUCAUGAGCUCCUCCGCCCUCCUGAAGCUGCUCGUCUUUGCGCUCCUGCGCAGCGUCUCCAUCAUGUCGGCGCUGGUGGUUCUGGCCGGUUCUCUGUGGUUCUGCGGCUCCAACGUCAUCCAGCACUGCUACUGCGACCACAUGGCGCUGGUCCGCCUGGCCUGCGUCAGUACGCAGAGGAACCACGCGGCUGGGCUGGCGGUGAUCGUCUGUUUCGUGGGUGUGGACAUUCCCGUCAUCUUCUUCUCCUACGUGAAGAUCGUGCAGGUCGUGGUGCGAACAGCGGCGGCCAGCGAGGAGCGGCUGAAGGCGCUUCACACCUGCAGCACGCACCUGAUGGUCAUCGUGUGUUUCUACCUGGUGGGCACCAUCACCUUCCUGUCCGGCAGCCUCAACAUUCCCAUAGCAACGGGCAUCAACACCCUGAUGGGCGUCGCGUACAUCCUGAUCCCCGCGACCGUCAAUCCCAUCAUCUACGGCGUUCGGACCACAGAGAUCCGCCGAGGCCUUCAGAGGAUGUUCAAGCUCAGAGAAAGGAAGAUCGCGUCUCUGACGGUUUCUUCUGGAAAACGACAGACUCUGAGAACAUCCGGUUAGGAGCCCACAAGUCUGACUCUUCAAAAGUAACGCAGUACAAAGUGUUCAUGAACCAAAGGCCUCCAUCUUAAUAUCGUGACUUUAACUAAUACUGAAGACAAAUUAGGAGCGUCCUAAGUAAUCCGGCUCUCAAGGGCCGCACCUGAUUGGACCAGCAGGUCAUUGUGGGCGGAUCCCAGUGUGAACGUUAGAGUUUCUCCAUAACAGGAAGUGUUUUCAAUAACAUCAACUAUUGGUAACAAAUAAAAACUAUUUUAGUUGUGCUAAGCCUGAAGCACUAAUCAUAAACAUUAGCUGGGCUAAAACUAAAGCGCAUUAGCUUCUGAUAUUUAGCAGAAGCUAAUGCUAAAGUGCUAAAUUCCACCAUGUUGGAUAUCCAACAUGGCGGAAGAGGAAGUGGAACUGCUGCGUGAACAGUCCUCAUCCACUUCAAAAUAAGAGCAUUAACAUAAACAUUAACUAGUUGAAGAAUCUGCAACAGUCAAUCUAAACCUAGACGUUUAACUUUAUUCAACUGAAAGUUUGCAAAACAAUAAAUCAGCAUUUUAAAAUGUAUCUGGAAGAUUAAUGAAGUGGAAGCUAAGUGCUAAACGCUAAAGUUAGCCAAAAUGCUGAGGAAAUAAUUAGAAGUGUGCCCACUGCUAAAAUGAAUGCCCAUCAUUUCUCCUUUUCUUAGAUUAGGACUAAUUUACUCCUCUGGCAUCAAACUUUCAUUUAUUUCUUCAGCGUCACACGCAGCUUUUUAAUAAGUAAUGCUCCUAUUUGAUUGUACACAGAUAUUGAUGAGCAGGAAGGUCUUAAUAACACCAUUAUAUUUAAAAACUAAAUCAAUUUUAUAAGUGAAAUAAUGUGAAACUGGAAAAAGCUGUUAAAAAAAGAAAAACGUUUUGAUCACAAAUGUCAUCAGGCUGUGUAUGAAUAUCAUGGCUGACAGUGAAAACACUCACAGAGCUUCUAAUAGUGUUUUUAUUAAAGACUGUGGGGAAUAUACAAGUUUUCUGACAAUAUCAAAAUAAAAGACAACUGGAACUAAAGUAUAAACAGAUAUGAUGCAUUUCUUCCUCAUCCUCCGACUUCCAGUCUCCAAGACGAACUGGUGUCUGUCCGUGUUUCAGACCCAAACACCUGCCAGACUUCAGGAAAACACAAGUUCAGGAAUCUCACUUCAUAUUAAAAUCAGCAGAUAAUAAACAGAAACCGUCAUGAACGGCCACAGGGCUGACGAACAGAAAACUGUUAACAUUCAACACACAGCUGAGCAG
Molecule: messenger RNA, 2954 nt
Organism: Poecilia reticulata (guppy)
Lineage: Eukaryota; Metazoa; Chordata; Actinopteri; Cyprinodontiformes; Poeciliidae
Source: RefSeq, a predicted model, not a curated record